This is a messenger RNA of Aspergillus campestris IBT 28561, 507 nucleotides long. Its product is annotated as RBM8 family RNA-binding protein. The transcript is spliced from 2 exons. Lineage: Eukaryota; Fungi; Ascomycota; Eurotiomycetes; Eurotiales; Aspergillaceae. Gene Ontology annotation, cellular component: nucleus; exon-exon junction complex; cytoplasm. Gene Ontology annotation, biological process: RNA splicing. Gene Ontology annotation, molecular function: mRNA binding. Bases 1 to 507 code for a protein of 168 amino acids. The record is from RefSeq and is a predicted model, not a curated record.
AUGUCUGCCGAAAUGGACGUCGAUCAGCCCGUCGCGCACGAGGAAGCCGAAGUCCCCGCGCAAUCGGGCGACAAGAGCGUCGACCCGCGAACAGACAGUGGCGCCGUCGCGGUGCGCAGUAUCGAGGGAUGGAUCAUUAUCUGCACUAAUAUCCAUGAGGAAGCGUCUGAGGAGGAUGUCACGGAUUUGUUUGCUGAGUAUGGGGAGAUUAAGAACUUUAAUCUGAAUUUGGAUCGUCGGACGGGUUAUGUUAAGGGCUACGCAUUAAUCGAAUACUCCACCCUCCCCGAAGCCGAAGACGCCAUCAAAGCCCUGAACGGGUCCAAACUGCUCGAGCAGACCAUCGGAGUGGACUUCGCUUUCGUGCGACCACCUCCCACCAACAAGGGCAAAGCCGGCGGACAGCGGGGUGGUCGCGGCGGUGGUGGUGGUGGUGCAGGUGGACGAGGCCGCAGCAGGAGCCGGAGUCGCAGCCCCGGGGCGGACAACGACCGGGAGCGGGAGUGA